Molecule: messenger RNA, 2364 nt
Organism: Mycosarcoma maydis (corn smut)
Lineage: Eukaryota; Fungi; Basidiomycota; Ustilaginomycetes; Ustilaginales
Product: putative dolichyl-phosphate-mannose--protein mannosyltransferase
Exons: 1
Coding region: 1-2364 (787 amino acids)
Biological process (GO): protein O-linked glycosylation via mannose
Cellular component (GO): membrane; endoplasmic reticulum
Molecular function (GO): dolichyl-phosphate-mannose-protein mannosyltransferase activity
Source: RefSeq, a predicted model, not a curated record
AUGAGUAGCCCAGCUGCUAACAGCCGCCGCUUCGCCGCCGGCUUUGACCCUUACUCGCCUGCUACCACGGUCGAUUCAGAUCACGCCGACCUCUCCUCGGACUCGGCCGCGCUCAAAGCAAAAGAGGCCGGCUUUCAACCGCCGUCCUCCAACACGCCCAAGGUCAACAAGUAUGCGCACCUCAUCCCCGUCCAUCAACAGCGCAAGCCGCCCAACUUUGAAAUUGUCCUCUGGACGCUGCGCCAGGAAGAAGUCAUCGGCCUUAUCUACACCCUUUUCUCGCUCAUCACGCGUCUCUGGGGUAUCGGCAAUAGCAACGUCGUCGUUUGGGACGAGGCGCAUUUCGGAAAAUUCGGCUCGCACUACCUGCAACAGGAGUUCUACUUUGACGUCCAUCCGCCUCUCGGCAAGAUGCUUGUCGGCCUCGCCGGUCUCAUCAGUGGCUACCGAGGUCAGUUCGAAUUCAAGUCCGGGGAAACCUACCCGGCCGAUGUCAACUACAUCGGUAUGAGGGUCAUCCUUGCCAUGUUUGGCGUGGCAAUGGUCCCUCUCGCCUGGUUCACCAGCGGCGGUCUCAACUGGAACUGGCGCGCUCGUCACCUGCUCACGUUGAUGGUUCUCCUCGACAAUGGCUGGCUCGUCAUCUCGCGCUUCAUCCUGCUCGACUCGAUGCUCCUGUGUUUCACCUUUACCACCGUCCAUGGCCUGGUCAAGUUUUUGCAGUACAAGUCGGCUCCCUUCACAAAGGCUUGGUGGUUCUGGCUCGCUUUCACUGGCGCUUCGAUCGGCUGUGUCUCGUCAGUGAAAUGGGUUGGUCUCUUUGUUACCGCGCUCGUCGGUGUGUUUACGGUCGAAGAUCUCUGGGAAAAGUUUGGCGAUCUUCGUAUGCCUGUUCGCGCGUAUGUGCGUCACUGGUGCGCGCGCAUCCUCUGCCUGAUCUUCUUGCCUCUGACCAUCUACAUGCUCAGCUUCAAGGCGCACUUUUUGAUCCUCAGCCGGUCUGGUCCAGGCGAUGCUCAGAUGAGCAGUCUCUUCCAGAGCCAUCUUCGCGGCAACGACUUUGCUCUCUCACCGCCCGAAGCUGCGUUUGGGUCCAAGAUCACGCUCAAAAACAUGGGCUACGGAGGCGGCUUGCUCCACUCGCACGUCCAGACGUACCCUGUCGGAUCGCAGCAGCAGCAAGUCACCUGCUAUCACUACCGCGACAACAACAACGAAUUCAUCAUCACGCCGCCUUGGAACGAGCGCGCGUUGCCGGCCAACUACUCUUCCUCCACCGAGCCCGUACGGAUGCUCAAGAACAACGACGUGAUCCGUCUGGUUCACGACCAGACGAAGCGUAACAUUCAUUCGCAUCACGUCGCCGCUCCAGUCACAAAGGAGAACCUCGAGGUGUCGGGCUACGGAGAUGACCAGACCGGCGACGAUAACGACCAUUGGGUGGUCGAGGUGGUGGACGACAUGGUGCAUGGCAAGGUGGCUCGCGAUGCGCCUGUGCGCUCAUUGACGAGCCGACUGAGGCUGCGACACAAGAACUUGGGCUGCUACAUGCGUGCUGCCAAUGCUGUACUGCCACAGUGGGGUUGGAAGCAGGUCGAAGUGUCGUGCGACAAGGAGAACAAUCCCAAGGACCAACACACCUGGUGGAACAUAGAGAAUCACUGGAACGAGCGUCUUGCGCCCGGUGAUUCGCAGCUUUACAAAUCGCCGUUCCUGCGCGACUUUAUUCACCUGAAUGUGGCCAUGAUGACGUCGAACAACGCGCUGAUUCCGGACGCGGACAAGGAAGACAUUCUGGCCAGCAAGCCGUUCGACUGGCCGUGGCUGUGGAAUGGACUGAGGAUGAAUUCCUGGGACGACAACUCGAUCAAGUUCUACCUGCUCGGCAACCCGGUGAUCUGGUGGGCGUCGUCGUCGUCGCUGCUCGCGUUCGGCGCGACAUGGUUGUGGUACAUGAUGCGACGUCAAAGGCGCAUCCACGACCUCUCGCCUGCGGACUGGGCGCACUUUUUGUACGUCGCCAAACUCGCUGCGUUUGGCUGGCUGCUUCACUAUCUGCCGUUUUUGGUCAUGGCGCGCGUCUGCUACUUGCACCACUACCUGCCCAUCCUCUACUUUGCCGUGCUCAUGUUGGUGCAUCUCAUCGACCAUUUCGUCUGGCGUCCCAGCACCGCCGUCUAUGCGUUUGGCGCAAGCCGCAGAAAACAGCCGCUGUCCGAAGCGCUCAAAAACGCCGUCUUUGUCGUCAGCGUCGUCGCGAUCACCGCCGCAUUCUGGUGGUUCAGAGGUAACAGCUAUGGUUUCAAGGGUGAUAUUAAAUCGCACAAGGGCCUCAAGUGGCGUAAGAGCUGGAACAUCUACUGA